AUGUCAUUAGUUUCUGUUAUGUUUCUCUUAAGUGUCGGUAACUCAAUUCAGAAUGUGAUCCUCUCUGAUAACCAAUUGUAUGAUUGGAAUACUAAACAAAUGAAAUUGGGUGAAAACGAUGAAGGUGUCAAAUGCACUCUUAUUUCGUUUCCAAAUGAUUAUGUGAUUAAUAAAGAUACGACAGAAGAAUUACUUCCAUCAUAUCACACUCUUCAAAUUGUUGGAAAUGUGAUGAAAAGUACAUCAGAGAAAGUUCGAUGUGAAAUUAGUUCUGAAAACUUCCGAUAUAAUUUCUCCUUCUUUAGUUCAACACAAAGUAAUGUUUUCUUUACUAUUAAUAACUCGUCUCAAGUCUCUCAUAUCACUUUCUCAAGUAACGAAACUUUUACGUUAUGUUUACAAAAACUCUUAUUAGACACCAACAAUAUGCCAAGUAUCAGUGAAGAAUGCCCAGAAGAUACUGAAGACUCCUCACACUUAUUAGGAAUUGUAUUUACUCUAUUCCUUCUGCUGUUUUUCUUCUAA
This is a messenger RNA of Entamoeba invadens IP1, 525 nucleotides long. RefSeq lists its product as hypothetical. Bases 1 to 525 code for a protein of 174 amino acids. The transcript has 2 exons. Lineage: Eukaryota; Evosea; Mastigamoebida; Endamoebidae. The record is from RefSeq and is a predicted model, not a curated record.